This is a messenger RNA of Diospyros lotus (date-plum), 598 nucleotides long. Its product is annotated as ethylene-responsive transcription factor ERF016-like. Gene Ontology annotation, molecular function: DNA binding; DNA-binding transcription factor activity. The transcript has a single exon. Gene Ontology annotation, biological process: regulation of DNA-templated transcription. The record is from RefSeq and is a predicted model, not a curated record. Lineage: Eukaryota; Viridiplantae; Streptophyta; Magnoliopsida; Ericales; Ebenaceae. Bases 27 to 350 code for a protein of 107 amino acids.
CGAUAUACCUAUUCGCGGAGACGAAGAUGGUAAGGCCACCGGCGAGAAGAGGGAAAGGGUUCGCCGCCGGUGAUAGCAACGGCUGCUACAAGGGCGUGAGGAUGAGGAAGUGGGGCAAGUGGGUGGCCGAAGUCCGGCAGCCCAACAGCCGAGAGAGGAUCUGGUUGGGAUCGUACGGCACGGCGGAGGAGGCAGCCAGGGCCUACGACGCCGCCGUAUUCUGCCUCCGAGGCCCGGGCGCCGCCCUCAAUUUCCCCAACGACCCGCCGGAUAUUCCGUCGGCGUCGGAGCUUUCGCCGUACGAGAUUCAGGUUGCCGCGUCCCAGCAUGCUCACCGGGUCCCCGCAUGAUAUACCUCCGCCGGCGGUAAGUGGAGUUUCUGAAGAAGUUCAGUAGUGCUUAGAUAGAACAUAUAAAUCUAUAUAUAUAUAUAUAUAUUAUAUCUCUAGGACACAGGCAAUAAUAUGGCAUCGAACAAUUUGUAUUUACAGUUGAUAUUAGAUUUCUUACGGCUACAACUGAGAAUUUUUUUGAGGAUUGAUCGACUCGAUGGCGUGUACUGUAGAAAAGAUGAAUUCUGAAAAUUUUUGUUUUUUCA